This is a messenger RNA of Lepus europaeus (European hare), 1464 nucleotides long. RefSeq names its product interleukin-3 receptor subunit alpha-like. NCBI's taxonomy places the organism in Eukaryota, Metazoa, Chordata, Mammalia, Lagomorpha, Leporidae. The record is from RefSeq and is a predicted model, not a curated record. The transcript is spliced from 12 exons. Gene Ontology annotation, molecular function: protein binding. Bases 121 to 1314 code for a protein of 397 amino acids.
GCAGUGGGACCCUGUGCAAAGCAGGAAGCUAGAGCUAAGAAGCUGUCAGUCACCUUACGGAGGGGAGAGAGGUACAAGGCAACAGCCAUAAAUCAUCCACCCUGGGAAGAGGAAUGCAAGAUGCUGCUGUCACUGCUGCUGCCAGGCACCCCAGGUACCUGCUCUCCUGCAGGAUCUGCGCUCACCAUGACAGCACUGUGGCUGACCUUGCUCCUCAUGCCCACCUCCCAUCUGCUUCAAAUCCACCCAGACAUGAGUCCACCCAUCACGAACCUCAGGAUGGAAGCCAAAACUCACAGGCUGACCUGGGACCUCCAUGGAAAUGCAACUGAUAUUAAGUGCAUCAAAGACUCCAAGCAAAUCCUGACGGCGGAGCAGGACAGGUACUGCGUGUACCACGCACUCUCCCUGUGCAAAGUCAGCAAUUACACCGUGCACGUUGGCAAUCCGCCUUUCUCCACGUGGAUCCUGUUCCCUGAGCCAGACGGGGACUCUGAGGCUGCGGCCAAGAACCUGACUUGCUGGGUGCACGACAUGAAUGUGCUCACUUGUCGCUGGGCUGUGGGCAGGGCGGCCCCGCGCGGUGUCCAGUACAAGCUCUCCUGGAGAGUAGGGAGCGGCAAGGACCUUGAGUGCCCGCGCUACCACGUGGACGAGCGCGGCGUGCAAGUCGGCUGCCGCUGGGAUGAUGUCUCCGGGUACCAGGGCAGCUUCCUGGUGCAGGUGCAUGGCGCAAGCGCAGGAGCCCGUAUCCCCUGCAAGUACGCCAUGGUGGAUUUCUUCCAGCAGGAGAGAUUGAGUCCGCCAAAUGUCACCAUGUGGUGCAAUCUCACCCAUGCUUUCCUGAAGUGGAAGAACGUGAGCCAUUUCAACCGCAGAAUCCGUUACCAGCUGAGCAUACAGAAGGGCCAAGGAGCUCAUGUGGAGCAAAUUUUUCUAUACAACGUGAAUUCGUUGGACCUCCUCCAUCCAGGGACUUUCGUGGUGAGAAUCAGAGCAGAGGCAUACCUCUCGGGCAUACACAGUGACUGGAGUGAGCCCCAGCGCUUUGUGUGCGACUCUGCGGGGGACACCAGGAGCCAUGUCUGGUGGGCAGCUCUGCUGAUUGCCCUGGCGAUGCUUCAGGCCCUGCUGUUCCUGUUCCUGCUGUGUAGACGGUUCUCGGUGGUGCAGAAAAUCCUCCCUCCUGUGCCCAACGUGAGAGACCCGCUGCGGGACCACGGGCAGAACUACAAGCUGGUACUCUGGGACAUCAGUCAACCCAGCCCAGAGGACUGUCCUGUGGCCCAGGUACAGGUGCAGGAGAUGGCUUGAAGCGCCUGCCCAAGGCCCGGCCCAGCUCGCCUCGCCUGGUUUCCCAGUUUCCCCUCCGUAGUUGUAAGGAGCUGCCUUGGAAAGCUUGGUGCUACGUGCACUCCCUCAAUUAAGUGGUUUUUCUGCCUCUCGCUGGGUGGACGCAGCCCA